Mesocricetus auratus (golden hamster) is the source of this 2600-nucleotide messenger RNA. It is a transcript of the gene Cd1d, whose product is annotated as CD1d molecule. Gene Ontology annotation, molecular function: endogenous lipid antigen binding; exogenous lipid antigen binding; lipopeptide binding. The record is from RefSeq and is a predicted model, not a curated record. Gene Ontology annotation, cellular component: external side of plasma membrane. Gene Ontology annotation, biological process: immune response; antigen processing and presentation, exogenous lipid antigen via MHC class Ib; positive regulation of T cell mediated cytotoxicity. Bases 113 to 1123 code for a protein of 336 amino acids. The transcript has 6 exons. NCBI's taxonomy places the organism in Eukaryota, Metazoa, Chordata, Mammalia, Rodentia, Cricetidae.
UUCCGGAUUUGGCCGGCACUGCACCAAAAGCUGCAGAGACUUUGUACUCGGGCAGUACAGUGCAGAAGUCAGAGCCUCCGGCGGUGUAGCGGCUGUGUAGAGCUCUGAAGCCAUGCGGUACCUACCGUGCCUGUUGCUCUGGGUGUUCCCGUGGGUCUGGGGACAAUCGGAAGACCAGCUAGAGAACUUCCCGCUGCGCUGCCUGCAGAUCUCUUCCUUCCUAAACAGCAGCUGCUGGCGCACAGACGGCUUGGCCUGGCUGGGGGACGUACAAACGCACCGUUGGAGCAAUGCCUCUGCCCUUAGCUUCCUGAAGCCGUGGUCCCGGGGCAAAUUCAGUGACCAACAGUGGGAGAAGUUGCAGCAUAUAUUUCAAGUUUAUCGAACCAGCUUUACCAGGGACAUACAGGAAUUAGUCAAAAUGUUGCCUAGCAUGCACUAUCCCAUUGAGAUACAGUUGUCUGCUGGGUGUGUACUGCACUCUGGGAACACUUCGGAAAGCUUUUGCCAUAUAGCAUUUCAAGGACAACACGUCAUGAGUUUUCAGGGAACUUCCUUUCAGAAGGCCCCAGAUGCCCCACCUGGGACAGAGUUGGCCAUUAAAGUACUCAACAGUGAUCAAGGGACCAUGGAAACGAUCCAGCAACUUCUGAACUACACCUGCCCCCAGGGUGUCCGUGGCCUCAUAGAAGCUGGGAAAGCAGAACUGGAGAAGCAAGAGAAGCCUGUGGCCUGGCUGUCCAGUGGCCUCAGCCCUAGACAUGGCCAUUUGCAGCUGGUGUGUCAUGUCUUCGGCUUCUACCCAAAGCCUGUGUGGGUGAUGUGGAUGCAGGGUGAGCAGGAGCAAAACAGUACUCAGAGAGGUGACACCCUGCCCAAUGCUGAUGGGACGUGGUAUCUCCGAGCCACCGUGGACGUGGAGGCUGGAGAGGAGGCUGGCUUGGCCUGCCGGGUGAAACACAGCAGUCUAGGAGGGCAGGACAUCAUCCUCUAUUGGGCAGGUGGCAGACAUUCAUCAGUGGCUAUUAUCGUCCCGGCAGUACUAAUAAUAGGAGUGUUAGUUCUUGGGUCCUGUUUUAUGCUCAUCUACAGGAGGCGCCGCUCCUAUCAAGACAUCCUGUAGCUCCUCCUCACACCUGCCUCUUCUGAGACUCAGACCUUCCGACUUUUAGGACUUCGGUCCUGGUCUGCUCAGGAAGAAGUGAAGAGCAAACAAAGCACCCUUUCAACAUUUAUUUAAAAGAAAGUAAUUCCGUUUCUGUUGUAUUGCAAGUGUACCAGCCCAGGUGGUUUGGAACAAGCGCGAUUGCAGAUGCCCAUUUCCACCAGGAACGAGCUGUGGGCAGUCUUCUAUGGGAUUUGCACUGAACUGGAGAGCACAGGUCCUGCCCAAACAGAUGCUUCAGGGUUUGGUGACAAGUGUAAAGUCCAUCACAACAUAACUCAACUUUGCGGCUUUCAAGAAAGCUAGAAAUAUGGAUUUCUGGGGCUGACAUGCAGAUUUUAAAAAGUAAACUCAAAUAUUGGCACUGUUUGAUAUCUUAGAUCCACACCUGCUGGAUGCGAAUAUAAUGAUAACCCCAGGGCUUCCAGUUUAUGGCUCUUUAAAAAAAUGUUUGUCCUAAAUACCAUAAUGAUAAUUUUAGGACAUAGUCUCUAUUGUAAAUACGUAUUUGUGACUAAAGGGUGUAUUCUCUUUAUUAAUUAGGAGAUCUUCUGAGGUUUUGUUUGAAGUAACUGUAGUUUUAAAAAAGAGAAGUCACAGAAUAUGCCAAUAUAGUUGAAAAACUAGUCUCCUUGAGAUAUUUCCCUCAAACACUGCUAUAAUUUGCCUCUGAAAUGUACCCCCAACACCCCAUGUAUUGAAGGUCUGGUUCCCAGCCCAUGGCCCUAUCAGGAAGUAGUGGUCACAGUAGCAGGUGAAGCCUGCUAAUGACACAAUGGGCUGAUCCAGUCAUAGUGGGACACAAAGUCUCUUUGCGAAUGCAAUUCCUGGACCUAGAAGGAAACUCGAGGAUUUUUAAAUUUUUUUUUUGUCUGAGAAAGUAGGGCAGGCAAGCUGGAGGUCUGGGCAGCUGCCAGGAGGCGGCAAAUGGAAAGACAGGUUAUGUCUUCAAGAGCAUCAGCAAAAACAAACACCUUGAAAGACAGAGUAAACACACCAGUCCUCCAAUCUGGGCAUUUUUACCUCUAGGCUUUUACUGAAGGAUCAUAAAAUCUCUGACCUCUCUGGGGGACAAGGGCCUUAGAAACAAGAGCAGCAUUUUACCCUUUUGGGUUAUCAGGGAGGAAAUAUUUAAUAUUAUUUGGUUUAACCUUGCAGUGUACUAAGUGCUUCUCAGGGUGACCUAGAACUCAAGCUGUGUAUAAGAUAGGAAGGAAGGAAGACAAGCUACAGCAAUUGUCUAGUUUCCCAUCUAGUUUCGUUUUUAAAGCGAUUUAAAACCCCUAACCUGGGCUUGUCUUUAAUCUGGAAAUGAGUUACAAGUGACUUGUAGAGAGUUAUCACUUCCUGAAACGUCAGUGUUGGAUUACAUUCAGUUUAGCUAUGGAAGCCCACCCAGCACUUGGAAAUAAAUUAGAACAACUUGGCAAUUUUC